Molecule: messenger RNA, 5518 nt
Organism: Esox lucius (northern pike)
Lineage: Eukaryota; Metazoa; Chordata; Actinopteri; Esociformes; Esocidae
Gene: kcnh3
Product: potassium voltage-gated channel, subfamily H (eag-related), member 3
Exons: 15
Coding region: 387-3941 (1184 amino acids)
Biological process (GO): regulation of membrane potential; potassium ion transmembrane transport
Cellular component (GO): membrane
Molecular function (GO): voltage-gated potassium channel activity
Source: RefSeq, a predicted model, not a curated record
GGAGGAGCAUUUUUCCUGAGUCAGAUCACAGCAUCAGCACCGAAACUUGCGCUGUCCUUGCCGUGCAACAAUACAGUCAAUACGGUGCCAAUAGGCGCUACCUUCUAAAGACAAAGACAAACAUCCUGUUAUCUAUAACUGAUAGUCGGCAGCUAAAGACUACCAGAUUGGGGGUUUCCCAAGACCCAGUAUGCGCGUUGUAUUUUAAAAGAUAUGGUCAAGACCUCUGUCGCAAAGUGGAGCCACGCGUAUCUCGGAUCGGCGCGCUCCUCCAGGGGCUAGGAUGCGCGCCCGGAACGUCAAGAUUUUUGCCCGGGUUCGGGUCUGACCAGGAGGCCACUGCCACGGGGCGCCGAGGCAGGAGGACCCAGUCAACCCGGACCAGGAUGCCGGUAAUGCGGGGUCUGCUGGCCCCACAGAACACCUUCCUGGACACCAUCGCCACCCGCUUCGAUGGCACCCACAGUAACUUUGUCCUGGGUAACGCCCAGGUACAGUCCCUCUACCCCAUCGUCUACUGCUCUGACGGCUUCUGUGAGCUGACGGGCUAUGCCCGCGCCGAGCUGAUGCAGAAGAGCUGUGCGUGUCAUUUCCUGUACGGUCCAGAGACCAGCAACCAGCUGACGGCAAAGAUCCAGGGGGCAUUGGAUGACCGAGGGGAGUUUAAGACCGAGCUGGUGUUCUACAAGAAGGGAGGAACCCAAUUCUGGUGUCUGUUGGACAUUGUGCCCAUUAAAAAUGAGAAGGGAGAAGUGGUGCUGUUUCUGGUGUCUCACAAGGACAUCACAGAUAACAAAAAGAACCAGGACCCAGAGCAAGGCCCAGAGACCGAUGAGGAGACAGGACUGGAGGUGCACAGGGUCACCCGACCCCCAGACUUCAACACCAACCGAAGACGCAGCCGUGCCGUCCUCUACCACCUGUCGGGUCACCUGCAGAAGCAAGACAAGAGCAAGAUCAAACUGAACAAUAACAUGUUUGGUGAUAAGCCCCCCAUCCCUGAGUACAAGGUAGCAGCCAUUCAGAAGUCCCGAUUCAUCCUCCUCCACUAUGGGACUUUCAAGGCAGGCUGGGAUUGGCUAAUUCUCCUGGCUACCUUCUAUGUGGCAGUCACUGUGCCCUAUAAUGUGUGUUUCACUGUGGUGGGGGGGCGGGAUGAAGGGAACUCCGCCCCCCGCAGCCCCCCUAGUGUGAGUGACAUCUUGGUGGAGAUCCUCUUCAUGCUGGAUAUCGUGUUAAACUUCCGGACAACCUUUGUGAGCACAUCAGGCCAGGUGGUUUAUGAUGCUCGCUCUAUCUGUGUGCAUUACGUCACCACCUGGCUGUUUGUUGACCUCAUCGCUGCCUUGCCCUUUGACCUGCUAUUUGCCUUCAACGUCAGUGUGUACUUCGGGGUCCACCUGUUGAAGACUGUGCGUCUCCUCCGUCUCCUCCGGCUGCUCCAGAAGCUGGAGCGUUACUCCCAGUACAGCGCCGUGGUCCUCACCCUGCUCAUGUCCAUGUUCGCCCUGCUGGCCCACUGGAUGGCCUGCGUCUGGUACUUCAUCGGACGGAGAGAGAUCGAAAACAGCCCCAACGCCUGGGACAUAGGUUGGCUACAUGAGCUGGGAAAGCGUCUUGGCACCCCUUAUUUCCUGGCUCCCCUUGCAACUCUGGCUCCUGAUUCGCUGCAUCACGCCAUAGUCGAGACCCUCCCUACCAACAGCAGUCAGUGGAAUGUGUCUGGGUCUGAGCUGGCAGGGCGCGAUUUGUGGAACUCCAGCCAAUGGAAUGUUACAGAGAUGGGGGCUGUGGGCGGCGCUGCUGGGCUCGGGGUGAGUCAGAGUGGAGGGAUGCUGGCCGGGGGUCCAUCUGUCAGGAGCUCCUAUGUGACGUCACUGUACUUCGCUCUGAGCAGUCUGACCAGCGUGGGCUUCGGAAACGUCUCGGCCAACACGGACUCAGAGAAGAUCUUCUCCAUUUGCACCAUGCUCAUAGGGGCCCUGAUGCAUGCGGUGGUGUUUGGCAACGUGACGGCCAUCAUCCAGAGGAUGUAUUCGCGCCGCUCCCUGUACCACACCCGCACCAAGGACCUGAAGGACUUCAUCAGGGUCCACCGCCUGCCCAAGGCCCUGGAGCAGCGCAUGCUGGAGUGUUUCCAGACCACCUGGUCGGUCAACAAUGGCAUCGACGUCAGCGAGUUGCUGAAGGACUUCCCGGAUGAGCUGAGGGCGGACAUCGCCAUGCACCUGAACAAGGAGCUGUUGCAGCUUCCACUGUUCGAGUCAGCCAGUAGGGGGUGCCUCCGCUCGCUGUCCCUCAUCAUCAAGACAUCGUUCUGCGCACCGGGGGAGUUCCUCAUCCGUCAGGGAGACGCCCUCCAGGCAAUCUACUUUGUCUGCUCCGGGUCCAUGGAGGUGCUGAAGGAUAAUACUGUGCUGGCCAUUCUGGGGAAAGGGGACCUCAUCGGCAGCGACUCCCUGACCAAGGAGCAGGUGAUCAAGACUAACGCCAACGUGAAGGCCCUGACCUACUGUGACCUGCAGUACAUCAGUCUGAAGGGCCUGAGGGAAGUACUAAGGCUGUACCCAGAAUACGCCCAGAAGUUCAUCUCCGAGAUACAACACGACCUCACAUACAACCUCCGAGAGGGCCACGGAGCGGACGUGGACUGGGAGAGUAACGGAGGCCUGGUGAAGAAGCUUCCGUCCAUAAAGGAGGAUGAGGAGGUCGACGAGGACCAGAUCUCGGUGAUGCGUUCCCCGCGCUCCCCUCUCCGCCUGACGAGAGGUCUCAGCUCGCCCCUGCGCUCCCCCCUGCUGCCCCCGCGCCCCUUCCGCCCCCCCUCAGAGCACACCCGCCCCGCCACCCUGCAGAUACCAGUGGUUAGCUUCACCAGUGCCCCAUCAGACCUUAGCCCCAGGUUCGUGGAUGGUAUCGAGACGGAGACUGCCAACUCAUCCCAUAGGUUUGAUUUUAGCUCCAGUUCGCCACACAGUGAUCCACUGUCCCCAGGACCAGGGAUUCUGGACCAAUCAGAGAUCAAAAAAAGUGUGUCCAAGCUGAGCGAUGAGAUAAGCAGUCUCUCCCAGCAAGUCUCUCAGCUUAGCCAGGAGCUACAGGAAAUGACCCGCCUGCUCCGGCCACUUCUCCUAGUGACACCUCAGCCAAUCCUGACGGCCAUCCCACCCAUCCUGACUCCACCCCGCAGCAGUGCCAGCCAACCGCCCUCCAGCAUAUCACUGGCGGUCUCACCGGUGGUCCUGACCUGCUCCCCAAAGCCCCAACCCAAGAGGACACAUUCCUGCUCUCUGCUGGACAUCGACAGUGCCGACACCAAGAGCGGGAGCCUGGCAACUUGCCUCCUACCCACCCCACCUCUAGCCCCGUCCCAGGCCAACACCCAGUCUCCAUCCAGAGGGACAGGUUCCAAGGAAGUGCCCACCUCCUACCCCCCUUCCCCUGGGAUGGGAGACAGAGAUGUGCCCCACCAACUCUCCAAUGGUUCAAACCACUCCAAACCCCUGACGUCUAGCAACGGGUUCUUCCCCUCUGCCCAGGAGCAACCCGCGUUGACCUCUCACGCCCCGUCCCUCUGCUCUCCCUGUCAGGGCCCCCAUCCCUCCAGACCCAGCAGUCACAGUAGCCACAGCAGGAGUCUGCUCCCCCCGCCCCUCUCCCAUUGCUCCGCUCCCCCGUCACUCAGCUCCUCGCCCGGAGACCGUAGGUCGAAGGUAGUCAGCCCCUCAUCCUUGUCCACACCCCUCACGUCUCCCCGGUCCCGUCCACACACCUCGUCCCUCCCCUUUGGCCCGUUCUCCCCGGACUCUCCGAGGGGGGAGACGCAGGGGGGAACCGGUCUGGAGGCACCCCACCUGGAGAUGCAGGAGUGGGGAGGUGACGGAUGCUCCCCUGCGCUGGAACACAUCAGCUACAUCGACGAAGAAGGGCCGGCUCUGUGACAGUGGCCAGUCAACCGCCGGAGGAUCAGAGAAGAGGUGGAUGAAGACACAUGAAACCGACAAACCGUGAGAUGGUCACCUGACCGUAGGAACUCCAGGUGGAAAGGAAACGCGUUGCUGAAAAAUAAAGAGUAGCACGACACCAAAUCUCACGGUAUUCUGAUCAGGUGCUCUCUUGUUAAAGCCACACAUGCCCCUCUGUCUGUGGACUUCACAUCAGAAGUGUAAUAAAUGUUCAUCCGUCCAUAUUGUCCCCCCACCACCACAGAGAGCAUGUGGCUCUGUUCCCAACCGCCCACCCCAUCAUGACAUAGGGAAUGUAACCUUCUAUCCUCCAGCCUCUGUUGGGUGGAUCAGCAUCACACUGUAUAUUGCUUGGACAGCACCACAGCAUUUACUUCAACAUAACAUCCUUAUGAGUUCUGCUUUGAAUCCAAGACGUGUUUCUGUGCUACUUGUUACACGGGAUGGGGGUGAUUUGUAACUUUUGGAUGGCCCCUUUAGAUGGUCUCCACGAAGUUCACACACAUUUACACUGUGGUCUCCAGACACCCUGAAGGGGUUGACCUUUGGCCUACACAGUAGGGUCUGUACACCGUGGUUUCCCUCCAACAGGUCAUAUUCAACACAAGACAAUCAGAGAGCUUACAAAAGGCAUGGAACCCACCUGAACACGAAGACAAUAUUACAGUAGAUAUGACGAGGGAGGUGAGAGAGGGAGCCGGCGUGCCAAAGACAGGCUUGGAUUAGGUUUCGGAAGGCCGUGCAAAUUAGGGGAUUAGGGGAAUAUCCAGUAGGUAUAUGGGGGGAAAGUAUACUGCGAGAUUGUACAGUAGAUGUCCCCCAUCAAACCAAACGUUAGCCAUCCAGCCAUUCGUGCCUUCUCCUCCCACCACACUAGUUACACACACAUCAUAUAGCACAUAUCCAUCCGAAGCUGGGGAUUCCGUUGCGAUUUACAAGCCAUUGACUAUUCAAUUAUGAAACAUUGCACUUUUAUUUUGAAGAGUAAGCUAUUUUUUAUGUAUUUAUUUGUUUAUAAACUGUAUAUUCAGGCAAUAUCUUGUCCAAACCUUUCAGUCUGUCGCAAGUAGUUCAACCAGACAUCUCGGCUUCAUGUCAAAGCCGAUGUGCACCGACACCCCAGCCAUGUGCCCCGCUGUAACGUGUAACCCACGAGUUGAGCAUCAACCUCUGGGUGACAGACACAGAACGCUCAGGCACGGCUAGUGGCCAGAACAGUAGUUCUACUAGCAUCGGGGGAGGGAGGGUGGGGUCUAAUAAAGACAGCCGGCAUCAGACACUAGUUUCUAUUUUCUGUAACAGGUUUAGGGCGAGGAUGUGUGUGGGUGAGCAAGAGGCGGAGCCACGGGUGGGAAAAAACAGGGGCGGGGUUGUUAAAUGCAUGUCACAGCUAACUGCAUGGAGAAUGCGCCUGCUUUCUGAACCAGGGGAGAGGGAGGUGGGUGAAUGUUUGAUGCCAGACACUUGGCCAGGCUUCAGAUGUAUUUUAUUAACUGUUACCAACUUUACCAGAAAUACAAGAAUAAACAAAGUGUUGUUUUUUUUUUAUACGA